UGACAUGAAAAUGACAACAUGUCAAGUUGAGGUGUGGUAAGAAAAAUUAUAAAAUCCGAAUGAUUCACGCAAAAUUUAAAUAAACUGUAGAUAUAAAUUAAAUGUUAGUUAAAAACUUAGGCCAAAAUGGAUAGUGAAGGUAGAAAAGUCAUUGUAUGUGAUAACGGCACUGGGUUUGUUAAAUGCGGAUAUGCUGGUUCAAAUUUUCCUGCUCACAUCUUCCCCUCGAUGGUGGGAAGGCCUAUCAUUAGAGCUGUUAAUAAAAUAGGAGAUAUUGAAGUUAAGGGUUUACAUGUAGAUGAUUUAAUGGUAGGAGAUGAGGCCUCAGCCCUAAGAUCCCUGCUAGAAGUAAAAUAUCCUAUGGAAAAUGGUAUAGUUAGAAAUUGGGAAGAUAUGUGCCAUGUAUGGGACUAUACUUUUGGUCCAAAGAAAAUGAAUUUAGAUCCAAAGAACACCAAGAUACUUCUAACUGAACCACCUAUGAACCCCACGAAAAACAGAGAGCGAAUGAUACAGGUUAUGUUUGAGGAAUAUGGAUUUGCAGGAGCCUAUAUUGCUAUACAGGCGGUUUUAACACUCUAUGCUCAAGGUCUUCUUUCUGGAGUUGUAGUUGACUCUGGCGAUGGUGUCACACAUAUUUGCCCAGUAUACGAAGAAUAUGCAUUACCCCACCUCACAAGACGUCUAGAUAUAGCGGGACGCGAUAUAACGCGAUACCUCAUCAAGUUACUUUUGCUCAGGGGAUACGCUUUCAACCACUCUGCCGAUUUUGAGACUGUAAGAAUGAUGAAGGAGAAGUUGUGUUACAUAGGUUACGAUAUAGAAAUGGAACAAAAACUGGCUUUAGAGACGACAGUAUUAGUGGAGCCCUACACCUUGCCUGAUGGCAGGGUGAUAAAAGUGGGGGGUGAAAGAUUUGAGGCGCCGGAAGCCUUGUUUCAACCCCAUCUCAUCAAUGUGGAAGGCCAGGGUAUUGCAGAACUAAUAUUUAACACUAUUCAGGCUGCAGAUAUUGAUAUGAGACCUGAACUGUACAAACACAUAGUACUCUCCGGUGGUUCCACGAUGUACCCAGGGCUCCCCUCGCGCCUAGAACGGGAAAUAAAGCAAUUGUACUUGGAGAGAGUACUGAAAAAUGAUACAAAAAAUUUGAACAAAUUUAAAAUACGCAUCGAAGACCCUCCACGGCGAAAAGACAUGGUCUUUAUCGGGGGGGCCGUGCUAGCCGAGGUCAUGAAAGACAGAGCGGAAUUCUGGUUAUCCAAAAAAGAGUAUGAGGAGCAGGGUGUGAAACAGGUUCUAAAGAAACUCGGCAAUCGCAUCGGAUAACAAUAAACAGUGAUCAACCUAGUGCAAAUAACGUGACUCUAAUAUUUUAAGCAUUUGAUUUUCGUAUUUCUUUUAUUCUGUAAUUAUUUUUACCCAAGCCAAUAUGCAUUUUAUUGUAAUUUUAGGUUACUUAACUAUUAUUUUUUUAAAUCGAUUCCUAAAUUAAGAAGAUAUUAAAGAGAGUUUAGUGUUGAAA
Messenger RNA from Sitophilus oryzae (rice weevil), 1525 nucleotides. RefSeq names its product actin-related protein 2 (gene Arp2). Gene Ontology annotation, cellular component: actin cortical patch; Arp2/3 protein complex. The record is from RefSeq and is a predicted model, not a curated record. Gene Ontology annotation, biological process: Arp2/3 complex-mediated actin nucleation. Bases 127 to 1329 code for a protein of 400 amino acids. Lineage: Eukaryota; Metazoa; Arthropoda; Insecta; Coleoptera; Curculionidae. Gene Ontology annotation, molecular function: actin filament binding. The transcript is spliced from 8 exons.